Molecule: messenger RNA, 11011 nt
Organism: Diorhabda carinulata
Lineage: Eukaryota; Metazoa; Arthropoda; Insecta; Coleoptera; Chrysomelidae
Exons: 16
Coding region: 290-3826 (1178 amino acids)
Source: RefSeq, a predicted model, not a curated record
GUAUGGCAGCACUGUUUCUGAUGAAACAUGUGAUUGGUAACAAUGAUUCGUGAAACGAAGAAGGUGUUUUCUAGAUCUCAGUGAUAUUGUUUAAAGUUAAGCUUUAUAAGUAAUAUAAGUGAAAAUAAACAAUACGAUAUAAUGUUGUGCUUUGCAUAUAGAAUAAUCAGUAAUCGCAAUAUCGUUUAGAUCUUAAGAAUAAUAGAAUUUUUACAUCAAAUCCCACCAAGCGGCCAUAUUUGUCUAGAUAUUGUUUAGUACUUCUCCAGAUUAUUGAAGAUUAACAAAAAUGGCUGUUGAUUUACCUCAUCCGAUUAAAAUAGAAGAUACAUCUUUUAAAACAGAAAUCAUAGAUUUAGAUGAUUAUGCAUCUCCAGAAGAAGCAGUGCUGAGAUGGCAUAUUAAAGUUCGCAACCAGUUUAAAACUUUAUAUGGAGAUGAAAAUGAGGAUACAUUAAAUCAUUUAAUGAAAUGGUAUAUUGAGACUUUGGUUGAAGAUAGUUUUGAAAUUGAAGUUUGCCAAUCAUUUAUUAAAAACAUGUGCAAACACAUCCAUUUUUUUCAUGGUUAUUUCAAGGAGUUGCAUUGGAUCUCUGUUGAUAAUUAUUUGGAUAACAUGGAAGAUAUUUUAGCAUUAUAUUUGGAUUUUGAAUGUGAUUUUUACACAAAGAAUCCUAAAAUGGAACAAAAUGUUUGUAAAAAUUUAAUAAAGAAUUUAAAAAUCUAUUUGAUGCAUAAGGAGGAUAGAGUAUUUCAUGUUUUGUUAAAAAUUAAGUUAAAUUUAACUUCGAACAAGUCACAGUGGUUUCUGGAUAAUCUUUUUAAAACUGUAUUGAGUCCUGUUCCAAUUAAUACCUCAGAUGUUGCUUUCUGUCGAGCAUAUAUUUUACAUCAAAGAUGGAAGAAGGUCCAGAGUCGUCCAGAAAUGCACAAGACGAUUGAUGAAUUGUUGUACAAACAUUAUCAUCAAACACCUAAUGCAAUAAACACGAAUCCAAUUCUAAAAGAAAUCCUUCUGCCACAAAAUGAUUCUUUAUUAGAUAUAUUGGCUCACAUAAUGGAAAAUGAUAAAAUUUUGUGUGAAUCAUAUUUUAAAUAUAUAAAGAAACAAAGAGUUCAGGAAGAUCUCAUAGGUGAAGUCAGUAAGAUAGAAUUGGAUGAACUAGAUUCAUCUGCAUCAUAUAAUGUAGAGGAGGAUCAUGGGACAACAGACUCCGAAACACUAAAUGUAUUUGAAAGUAUAGUAAAAGUAAAUUCACAGAAAAAUAAUGAUUGUGUAGUUGAAGAUGUAAUUAAAAUGGAAGACAGUGAUGAAGAUGAUUGUAUUAUUGUUGGAGAGGGAACAAUCGACUGUGACCCAUCAGAAACGGAAAUUGUUCAUGAAAUCUUAGAUGACGAUGAGGAUAUUGAAGCAAUUAUAUAUUUCACUGCUAAAGAGCCAACACCUAGUAAACCACCAUCAACUAAAAAGUCUACUCGACCAUCAGAAGAAAUAUCAUUUUUGAAUUCCAUUGAUAUCCAAGAAAUGAAUUCAAAUAAAGAAAAUACAAAUUCAAAUAUUCGAUCACCAUCUAUUUCUAUUUCACCUCCUUCGCUCAAAUCCCAGAAUUUUGAUAAUGAUUCUGUAAAAUCUAGGGAAAUUCUAUCAAGAAAAUUUACAAGGAAAAAAAGUGUUAAUUCAAUUGUGGAAAUUAUUGAAGACACGGAUAAUACUCUCAGCUGUACUGCACUAGAUGUUAAUGAGUGGGAUAAAACAAAUUCAAAUAAUAACGAACCCGAAGAACCUUCUCGUAUAUUUGAAGGUUUAGUAACACCUCCGACUAGUCAUGAUGAUCAGCAUGGUUACGAAAGAGAUUUUCACAACGAACACAUCGAAAAUAGUUGUUAUAAACAAAACACCGAUAAUAAGGAAAUAGAAACUGGUCGCUUGACGCCACAUUCCACAAAUUUCAAUAAUUCAGAUUUUUGUAACAAUUCUAAUGAUGUUCAAGAAAAAUUAAUUAGUGAAUCCUAUACAUCACCUACCUCUCCUGAUAUAUCAAGUACAUGCAAACCAAGCGAUUUAAUCGGCGAAUAUGAACAAGAAACGGAAUCAGAACCAUCUGAGGAAAACAGACACACAACUAGUACUCCACUAAUUGAACCUGUUAAUGAAAAUUCCACAUUAAAUAGUUCUAUAGCACAUAGUAGUAAAGAAAAAAGCGUCUUUAGUGAUAUCCAAAUAGAAACCGCUUAUUCAAUGGAAGAUUUAACAGAAAACAAUCCAAUUGAAAACAAUCAUUCCUUGAAUGAAACUAUGAAAGAAAAUUGUUUUACUAAAGAUUCUACAGAAGGAAAUUAUCUCAUAACUAACGGUAUAGAAGAAAGUGUUCAUUUGAAUUGUUCUUCACAAGAUCAUUGUGCAAAUGAAGUUACAAGUUUGGAAAAUUUAAUGGAAGAUUCAGAAGAAUCCGAUAUAUUUAGGAAUGAUUCUCCAUCAUUCUUAGAUAACACGGUUACAGACAAUGUUCAAAAAGAAAUUAUUAAUAGUCCUCUGGAAAAAGAAAAUGUUGAUGUUCAAAGUAAAAGUCCCAAAAAUGUUGUAGAAGAACAAAGUGUCGCGGGCGAUACAUUAAAUUUGGAAAUAGCAAAUCCUUGUAUACAAGAGAAAACAAUAAUUAACGAACCUGUAAACGAUAAUAUUUUUAAAAGGAUGAAUGGAGAACACCCAGAACACAAUAAUGUUGUGGAAGCUGAGAAUGUAUCAACAAAACAGUUGACAGUUAGUGUACCUCGACUAGAUAUUAAAACCGAAAAAAAAAUGGAUGUUAUAUUCACUUCUAAACAGAGAAUUAAAAAAUUAGAAAAUGAAGUUCAUUUAAGGUAUAAUGAAUUGAAAGGAGAACAUGGUCUUGAUGACUGCUUCAGUGGUGCUAUCGAAAAAAUUAACUGUCAGCAAAAUAUUGUCACGAAUUUUGACCUUUUUGAUGACAGUAUUUCCAUAGAGGAACCCGAUAUUAACUUAACAUCGUUGAACAACUCAAAUUCCACCACGAGUCCUUCUAGUAUUGCGUCACCAGAAUUCGAUGGUGGGAUAGACGAUUUCAGGAACUAUUUGGUUAAUUAUCAGGAAACUGCUAAAAAGGCAUUAAAAAUCUCUCCCGUUUCUCUUUCAGUAGAUAAAGCAUCAAAAAUGAACAGUAUAGAGAGGCCUGUUCGAAGACUGAAGAGUGACACGAAUAAAAACGUAUUAGCUCCCCAAUUAAAAAGAAAGAGGAUAGCGUUCGCAGAUGAAGAUAUUGUAAAUACCACUAGUACCCAUAAGCCCAUCAUUAAUAGCCCAAACCAAAUACAAGGGAUUUUGAAAAAGACAACUGUACAAUCACCAAUACUAAAAAUUCCUAGAGAGCAGAUGAAUCUCCAAUCUUUGGCUCAGUUCCGGGUCAAACCGACAGAUUAUUAUCUACAAAGUAAUCCCUGUGUAGUGAUAGAAAAGUUAAGUGAAAUGGAAAUUAAAGAAUGGCAGCGAGUUAGUGAAAAAACACGAAGAAAACGCUUACUUAAGCAGAAGCCUGGUCAACCGUUUUCAUCGGUGCCAAGUAUGACAAUGUUUAGGGUGGAUUAUGACAAGCAGGCUCCUUUCUUAUCGUCAUCUGUCACAGUCCGUUACAGAGCUCCAGAAGAUCAAAAUUGGAGAUCUAAUACACGCGAUCCCAAAAUAGAUUCACAAGAAGAAGGUAAUUUGGCAUAUAACGGACGAAAAAAUGGAAAACGGAAGGUGCAAAGCCAAUCUGUUUCCAGUCCACAACAAGUGCGAAAAAGAGGGAGACCACGAAAAAAGACGUGAUAGUGCACAGGAAAGAAAAAAGAAUUUAGCCAGUAGGAAAAAACGUUAAAGCGAUAGCAAAUGGCAUAAUAAAACUAUACAAAUUUAUCAUUUUUAAAUGAUGUGUUUGGAAAACAAUGAAAAAAACAAGGAACUGUUAUAAGUAUUAUCAUAGUUACGGUAAAGUUUUGUUAAUAGGGGAAAUGAUUAUUUAAAAUUGAAAAGAAAAUAAUAAGUUUCUUUCAUAAGUUUUGAUCCGUCAUUUAGUCAGAUAAUUAGUAGAGAACCAAACUGUACAUUUAAUUUCAGAAUUUUAUAUAUGUACCAGUGAUGUUCGAAGAGCACAUUCCAUUUGGUAUAAAAAAAUUUAUUGUCCAAAUAUCUAAUCAUUUUUCGAUAUAGCUUCCUUGAUUUGUCAGUCACAGCAUAAUAUACAUUUUUGUUUACCGUCCUCGUAGAAUGUUUUACCUUCAGAUGCCGAAACAAUGCUAAUAGUGAAAUUCAGGUGUACGGGGAAUUGUUAAAAAACUUCUCAUGCAAGUCUUUAAAAUACAUUUUUACUGAGGUCUGGCAUUAUUCUGUAUUUUUGAGCAAAAACACCCAACUCAGUAGCAAGUUACAAUUUGGUUCAAUACUUAUUGACUAUUAUUUUUUUCGCCUUGAAAUAAUAGCUAAACUUUACCCAAGGCUUUUUUCAAUUUUAAAUGUCUAAAAAGACCAAACAAAGAGCAAAACAACGUCCACAUUGUCUUUAAAAUCCGUAAAAUUAUUUAGAUUAAUUUGAAAUUUCUAGAACCUUUGGUGAUAUUCGUACUGAACACACUGCUUUCUGUUACCAUCAACACUCACAAUUACACUGUCUGACGCGCGUUUCGAUAACCAAAUUAUCAUCCUCAGAGACCGACAGUCCAAUUGUGCAUGUUGGUGUAAUAGAUAUUAAGUUAUACAUUUUAAUUAAUAAGACCAAUCGCCCACGAUGCAACUGUUUUGAAAUAAAGGUUGCAAACCAGUUGAUCUUGUAUCAGUUUUGCAAUCAAAAUAAAACUUUUUAGCGCACACGGAUACGACUCCUAAUCAGUAUUAAAUCAGUUGGUACAGCAGGGAAACCUAAUGUUUCAAUGUAUUCAGACUCAGGUGAGGAAGAAGUUAUCGAUUAUUAUCAAUACCGCUGGGUUACAGAGAGAAUAUUAGAUCCUUCCUAAGUCAAAGUGUGAACUCUAGAUUGUUCGUAACAGCACAAAACCUAUCUCAAAUGGAUAGAACGUUUAUAGCUUUUAUCGAAUGUCGAUAAUCAAAUGAAACAACUGCGACCUCGGUUUCAUGGUCAUGUACAAUCGAUUGCAAACUAGUUUCAAUUGAGUCACCUCACCUAGAUCAACUGGUUUGCAACCUUUGUUUCAAAACAGUCGGACUUAACAAAUUUAUUAAAAAUUUUCCCUAAUAGAAACUGAUAAUGUCUAAGAUCUGAAAUCGUAAACUUAAGUUUCGGCAGUUCCUUUCUAUGAGCGCUAUAUUAUCCUCGUUUCUAGAUAACCUAAGAAUAAUGUACUAAUUUGGAUAUCUACCAUUUUUCUCCCCAUAUAUAAUUAUGGACUGAUUACUUUUAAAUAUUAUUUAUUGCUCAAAGAUUAAUGUGCAAUAGUGUACGAUGUUUUGUUUGAGUAUAUUUUAUUUUUUUUUAUUAUUUAUUUUCCAAUUGAUGUUUUUCACCAUUUUUAUUUUUUAUAUUGAUUUCUCUCAGAUUCAUGCUAAUUAUAAUUUGCAAUUUUAUUUGCGAUAAAAUUGCAUGUUUAAUGCCAAGUGUAAGACUACUAGGGCUUCCAAAAGUCAUUACUAUUAUUAUGUUAUUUUUGAUAAAUAUUUAUAAUAUCGAAUUAAAAAUGUUUAUAGUUCUAUAUAGUCUAGAUAAUAAUAAAAACUACUUCAACAAAUUUACUACUUUAAUAACAUUGGCAGAGCUUGGGGCCCUGUAGUCACUACGUAGGUGUUAAUGUAAAUUUGAAUAUAAGUUAACAUAUUGUAUUAACCAUAUAACUGGAUAUAUGUUAAUGUCCUUUUAAAAAUCAAAGGGAACUUUUAUUUGUAAGAAUCAACUGUUUGCAUGAACACCUUAUUGCCUUCAAUUUAUUUGCUAAUCAUUAAAAGUUUUCGAUCCAAGCAUUGCGAAAGAUAUAUUAACAUACAGAUUUCAAAUAUAUCAAAUAGUAAGUUAUUCUAUUGAGAGAUUCCAUUUUAACUGAAAUUUUAUGUCUUCUUCAAUAACUUUCUCCCUCCUAUUAGAUUUUGUCUCAACCCCUUUUCUUAUAUUAUUCUUUUAACAUUUCUGUAGUCGCACUAACUUUGUUGCACCCACCUCUUUUGAUCUGAAAUAAAUAUCUCAGUAUUUCUAUGUGUUAUAAAAAUUAGAACUGAUUUUGUUCUAUCGCUACUUCAGCCGACGUUAUUGUUAAAUUUUUCGGUGAAAAAGUCCAUCCAUUCUCUCGAUUUUAUUUUGGAGUUCCCAUUUCCAUUGCUUUGCAAUAUUACUUUUAUUUAAUGUCUUUGAUUCCUCUUUAAAAGUUAAUGCAGAUUUUGCAACUUUGUAAUUUCCUGGAUUUUUAAUUCUUGGGAUAUUUUUUUGCUCUAAACCAUUUGUACCUAUCACUCUUUUCAAUUUUUUAUAUUUUGUCACCCCUUUCCAUUUUGUUUUCUCCUUCCAUGAUUAUGUUGUGUGCUGCUCUAGUAUUUAUUGUUAUAUUUAUAUUUGUGAUCCUUUCGCUAUAUUUAACGUCCUAUUUGUCUCCUUUUACUAGAUUAUUUCAUGAUUAUUAGAACUAUAUACAUAAAAAUAUCCUUGACUUCUGAAAUUCUUUUUAUGUAAUGACGAAAUUUGGCAUUGACGAUUUUGAGUAAACCAAAUUAAAAUUCUCCAAAACAAUGUUCAUUACAUUUUUUUCUUUCUAGUAUCAAGUUACAAUUUUAUUUUUAUAGUUAUCAAAUGUUAUUAACAUAUUGCUACUGGUCCCACGAGUAAACUUUUAUAUAGAUCAACAUACCAAUUCCAAACCAUAAAGAAGAAAAAAUUCUUCAGGUCUUUACUUAUUACUCUAUUUGAAAUAAAUGGAAUAAUAAAAUAGGGGUAUGGAAUGGAGUUGAUGUUGUAUCGACCACUAACUUAAUUGGGAAUUGCUGGAACCGUGAUAUUCAUACUAUUUAUGCUACCACUACUUCAACAUUUUCAAUUACACUGUUUGUCUUGGUUAUCAAAAUGCGUUAAUUGUUAGUGUUGUAGUGAUAGCGUAAAAGGUGUGUUCUGAAUAUUAACCUAUUGCUAUAAAAACUUAAUAUGUAGCAAUUUAGGUAUUGCUUGGAGUAACUUUUCAAUUAUUAUAUACGGAAUUCUUGUUGCAAUCAAAAUUAUGAAAUUAUUUCUGACGAAACCAAAAGUAGAUUGUCAACAUGUUUACUUUUUCAAAUGACUCGAUUGAUACUAGUGAAGAACUGAGAAAUUUAGCAUGUUUUGAAUAUUUUAGCUCAUGUUUCUUUUUCAUUUAAAGUAAAAGAUACCUUCCUUUAUAGACCAGAUACAACAAAUGAUAUUUUAAUUUAAUGGUUCCUUAUUUUUAUUUCUAAAUUAAUUAGUUUGGUUACACAAGGCUAACAUUAAUAAUUUAUUUGUCUAUAUGGAUUCAUAUAUUUAAUAAAAUUUGGUGGAAUUAUAUUUUUCGUCCAUUAUAAUGCCAUAUUUUUUUGUAUUGUAUUUUUCGCAAUGUACGGAGUGACUUAUAAACAGAAGUUAGUACUUUGUGACAGUAUCUUAAACAAAAUAAAAAGCAGUCAUCAAACACAUUUACUUCCCCAUGACUUUCUGGUAUAGUUCCAAUAAAUUACUUUUAUGACUUUGUAAACAAAAAUUCCAAUGUGUAUGAGAAGUUUGAUAACUGCUUUAUAGCUAAAAAUGAGUAUUCAACAUUGAUGUAUGUGCAUAUAAGUUUAUUUUGUUUUUUAUAAUCUUUGAAUUUUCUGGUAUCAUUAACAGUAAAGUGAUAGAACCUUUAUAAUUGAAUAAUAAACACAAAUAUCUUUUUGGGUAGGUACAGACGCGUUGUAUAAAUGUAUCAGUGCACUUCUGAAUGUAACAGAAGAAUCACACAUUUAUGAAUAGAUUUAGACUUACAGUGGGUAUCACGUUGUCUUUUCUAUUACUGCUUCGAGUUUUUUAGCUUUGCUUUCUCUUCUGUAGAUUCAAUAGUGUGAUUGAUUUGGAAAAUUAGGCGAUAGAAACCCUUAAAUCUGUACCUGAGAGCUAGGGGAACGUAAGUCAUAAACAACUAACUUCAUAAUCAAACUCCAAAACCCUCAAAUUUCACUCUUUUACAUACAUAACACAAACGAGAGGACAGUAGUCUUGAUAGUUCUAUUUACAUUGUACUCAAUAAUGAAAAAUACGAUUUCUUUAAAAAAUUAGAAAAUAUAGGACUUUCGUUAUUGUGUAUCAAAAUGAAAAUUCAACAUUUGGACUUUAUAAUAAAUUCGAUAUUAAAUCUUCGGUAUUUUUAUAUUCAUUUUUGUAACAUUAUUGUUAAGCUUAAUUUACUACAAGCAGUCCUCUACUUAAAGACCGAUUAUUAUUUAAAAAAAAACCGAUCGUCACCGAUCCACAGCAGCUUAAAAUUUACAAGCAAAUAGUAUGUCACACUAAUUAAGGCUGCUUGACAUGAUGCAAUGCGCUAUAUUGAUGAAUUUCAGCUAAUUGUUUUUCAUGCAGGCAGCAGAUAUAAUUAUUGACAGUAAUCCACUAAUCAGUUUUUCAAUUUGUUAUUUACAUAGUUUUGUUAUUUUAAUUACAUAAUAUUAAUCACAUAAUAUUUUAUCAAAUUUUAGGUAAGUUAUUUUUUGAAUCACUUAUGGAAUUUUUGUUAGUGGCAGCCAUGAUGCAAUAGCAAGAGACUUUCAUAAUGUCAAGCGACGUGCAAUAUUUAUCUAUGGAAUAAUUUGACCUUGACCAUGACAAGCGGCUUUUAACCUCAAAAAUUCGGUAUCAAAUUAGUUGAUAUUGUAUAGAAUAAUGGAAUUGAGGUCCUAAGUGAAGUUACUUGUUUGUAGCUCUACACAGUAAAAGAACUUGAAUUCGUAUAAUUAUUACUAUAUUUUAAAAAUGGAUAUUUGAAUUACUAUAUUUAUUGUUUUGUAGAAGCAAACACUAACGAAAGACUUACAUUCCUCUCGAUAGGUAUAAAAAUAUUAAUUUACGUGGAAAAUACAUGAUUUCACACGCGAGAGCAGUUAAUAGUAACCUUUAGGAAUUCAUUAAUAGGUGCAAAAUUCCAUAUCAACUUUUGUAAUAAAUUCCAAGUGAUAUAUUCAUACUUUUUCCAUAAAGGUAAAAACAAUCCUAACGCGAACAGCUACCGUUAAAUUCGUUUGUUUACAGAAGAUAAUGGAACCCUAAUUUGAAGAGAAGGCUUACUGCUAAAAUCUUGGAUUGUAGUGUGCGUAAUUCUUCUGUAGCAUCACCAGUUAUUUAGUAUUUAGCCACGACUCAAUCUUUUAAUAAUGCGCCAUACGCCAUACUAGUAAAUUGUAAAUUUCAUAUGUUCAUUGAAAAAAUUCCUUACUAUCCUGUUUUUAAGUCAAAACACAACAUAAUCAACUAUUAUGUUUUUUGUUAUUUUAGUCGUAGGUUAGUAAGUAGAAAUUUUUCUACAGAAAGGAAAUCAUUGAUUAAUAAUAAAAAGAAAUUAUGCUUAUAUAAAAUAUGAAAUCAUGCUAGACAACACUGAAACUUGUGGUUUAGUAAUAAUUUCUUCUUGUACAUAUUGUGAAUAUAUUGUACACUAUAAGCUUUGUCAAUGUGGACUACUUAGAGCUAAACACACUAGGGUCUAUUCUUCAGUCGUGCAUUAGAGAUUAAGAGACGGAGUGUGCACUAAAUUAAAUUAGAAACGCGUCUGUGGUUACCAUAAGGCAAAUCAGGAUGUAGUUUCCACUGCAGACCAAAUUAACGGUUUUGCUGAAAAUUUAUCACAUUACUUUGGAAUAUCAAUUAUGAUUAUUUCCUUUCUACUUUUUGGUGCAGGGAUGAUGGAUUAUUUGUUUUAAAAAAUUAGCUAUAGGGUUACAUGAAGCUACUUUUGGUCUGCCUCGGUCUCUUUUAGUAAUUCUAUUACUAUCUACAAUAAAUAUAUUUAAAAUGCACAAGGUGUGUCUAAAAAGUUCGGUAAAUUGUAUUAGAAAAGAAACAAAACAAAUUAUAGAAAUAAGUUUUAUUAGCCUUCAAAGUAGUCGCCAUUAUUCAUAUUUUGAUAAAACUUCUAGAACAUGUCAGUGAAUACCUCUUUCGGAAUCGAUCGAAGAACGGAUAUCACACAUCCUUGGAUGGCCGACACGGCUGCUAAACGUGUCUCUUCACCAAAUGAAGGAAAUACGGUGGAUGAUCGUGAUCAGUUAUGCCACGUCGAUCCAAAAAUUGACACAAGUGAAUUGCAGAGUAGGCAGGCGCGCACACACCUCGUAUAAUUUGUCUCCUAUUGUUACUUUUUCUUUUGGUUUUGUUCCUUUCCUAUUAUCAGUACUUUUGCUAGAUAACUCGAUCUAAACUAUUUAGAAUUAAAAACAAAUGAGAAAGAACUGUAUGGGAUUAUAGAUUUAGCUGAUUAAAUGUAGUUAAAUGCAAAUUGGGGCAAACAUCCUGUGGAAUAAUGCCAUUAAAAGAGAAAUUCUAUUGUCACUUCUGGUAAUGAUUUUUGAGAAUUAAGGAACAAUAAGGAUUAUGAUUUUUAUAUAAGACGUUUAUCUCAUCGCAUUGCAUAUCGAUGUUUUAUCCUCUAUUAUAUGUGAAAAUUGUAUGUAACGUAACUUGUUAUAUGCCACUGUCGCUACGUUAAAAUUGAAUUAAUUUUAUGGCGUUAGAAAAUUCGAUAACUGUUGGAAAAGUUUCUCUCGCUGUUACAAGCGUUUUAUCUGUGAUUUAAUAUUAAUAUAUACUAUUAUUAAUGGUUCAUUGUAAAUGGAAUGGAAUAGUUAUGUAAAUAUAUAAAUAGAUUUGUUUAUACAAAGUAUUUUGUUGUAUAAAAGUACUGUCUUAAGUGUGUAAAGUACAAAAUGUUUUUAUACUUCUGUUUGAAUUUCUUCAAUUUCAGUGUUCUGUUAUUUUCCAGUAAGCGAAUGAAACAUGUAAUUAAAAAUAUUUUUCUUCUCUAAAUAAAAUACAUUUUCUUCAUGUGA